AUGGUCAAGGUAGAAGAUAAAGAGGUAGAAGAUAAGGAGUUGGUAGAAGAUAAAAAGGUAGAAGAUAAAGAGGUAGAAGAUAAAGAGGUAGAAGAUAAGGAGGUAGAAGAUAAGGAAGUAGAAAAUAAGGAGGUAGAAGAUAAAGAGGUAGAAGAUAAAGAGGUAGAAGAUAAGGAGGUAGAAGAUAAAGAGGUAGAAGAUAAAGAGGUAGAAGAUAAAGAGGAAGAAGAUAAAGAGGUAGAAGAUAAAGAGGUAGAAGAUAAGGAGGUAGAAGAUAAGGAAGUAGAAAAUAAGGAGGUAGAAGAUAAAGAGGUAGAAGAUAAAGAGGUAGAAGAUAAGGAGGUAGAAGAUAAAGAGGUAGAAGAUAAGGAGGUAGAAGAUAAAGAGGUAGAAGAUAAGGAGGUAGAAGAUAAAGAGGAAGAAGAUAAAGAGGUAGAAGAUAAAGAGGAAGAAGAUAAAGAGGUAGAAGAUAAAGAGGUAGAAGAUAAGGAGGUAGAAGAUAAAGAGGUAGAAGAUAAAGAGGUAGAAGAUAAGGAGGUAGAAGAUAAAGAGGUAGAAGAUAAGGAGGUAGAAGAUAAAGAGGAAGAAGAAAAAGAGGUAGAAGAUAAAGAGGCAGAAAAUGAAGUGGCAGAAGAUAAAGAGGAAGAAGAUAAAGAGGAAGAAGAUAAAGAGGAAGAAGAUAAAGAGGAAGAGGAUAAAGAGGAAGAAGAUAAAGAGGAAGAAGAUAAAGAGGUAGAAGAUAAAGAGGAAGAAGAUAAAGAGGUAGAAGAUAAAGAGGUAGAAGAUAAAGAGGUCGAUAUGUAG
Messenger RNA from Biomphalaria glabrata, 804 nucleotides. RefSeq names its product DNA ligase 1-like. Bases 1 to 804 code for a protein of 267 amino acids. The record is from RefSeq and is a predicted model, not a curated record. The transcript has 2 exons. Lineage: Eukaryota; Metazoa; Mollusca; Gastropoda; Planorbidae.